Staurois parvus is the source of this 416-nucleotide messenger RNA. Lineage: Eukaryota; Metazoa; Chordata; Amphibia; Anura; Ranidae. The record is from the annotation of a GenBank genome assembly.
ACAGCGGAUCACAGAUCACGGAAAGAUGUGGGCUCGGUCAUUUGAUCAGCUGUGUCCAAUCACAGGGACAUGUACACUGAUCAUCAGGGCAUUGAUGAUCAGUGUGCCCUGAUGAUCAGUGUAGCCCCAGCAGUGCCACCUGUCAGUGUCCAUCAGUGCCUCAUGCCAGUGCCACAUCAGUGCCACAUGUCAGUGCCUACCAGUGCACAUCAAUGCCACAUAUCAGUGCCCAUCUGAGCUGCCUUUCAGUGUCACCCAUCAGUGCCACCUAUCAAUGCCAAUCAGUGCCACCUAUCAGUGCCAGUCAGUGCUGCCUAUCAGUGUGCAUCAGUGCCGCCUAACAGUGCUAGUCAGUGCCGUCUAACAGUGCCAGUCAGUGCCGCCUAUUAGUUUCAAUCAGUGCCAUAUAUCAGUGC